AUGCGGAAAAAGUGUUCAACCGCCGCCGCUGAGGAGGUGGGCGGAACCCUAGAUCUAUUAUGGGAGAUCCUUAUCCUACUGCCAUUGAAAUCCCUGAUACGAUCAAAGUGCGUCUCGAGGCAGUGGCUGACACUUAUUUCCGACCAACAAUUUCGUGAGUCUCACCGCGACAAACACCAACGCUACAACACUUCCCUGAUUUUCAACCCCAAGGCUAGUGGACGUAUAGAGAUACCGCACAUCCUCUGCUUUACCGCUACAACCCCAACCCCACCCCCAACCCCAACCCGUUUCAAUCUCAAUUUUCUCCACCAAUAUGAACUCAACGUCGUUCGUUCCUGCAACGGUAUAAUCCUCUGCCAUGGCUUAGAUCCCUUCAAUUAUUUCAUCUGCAACCCAAUCACCAGAGAAUUCACCUCUCUCAGUUUGCCAUCCUGGUUCAAAAGCAAACCCCCACGCAACAGAACCCUUUUUCUUGCUUUUAACCCCUUCCAAAUCAUUUCAGUUGCUGCAGUGAAUGCUUCCAAGCUUGACUGGGUUUUUAAUGUAUAUUCCUUCAAAUCUCGUUCCUGGAUUCACUCUCAGUCUGAGAUUUUACGCUCUACCUCAUCAGAACUUGAUGAUGUUGGUCAUGGGGUUUACUGCAACCGUGCUAUUCAUUGGUGCAACAGAGGUUACUUCUUUAUAUAUUUUCAUCUUGAUACUAAGUGCCUACAAAAUCUUCCAAUUCCUCCGGCUUAUUCAAAAAGGUAUGAUAGACGUCUCCAUUAUUUUGGAGAGUCUGGGGGUCGUUUGCAUAUGAUGCUAAGUCCCAGGCUCGGCUUCAACUUCAAUUAUGAUAUUUAUGAGCUCAAGGAAGAUUACUCUGAAUGGACAUGGAGGCAUCAUCUUGAUCUUAAUUCCCUGCGUAGCGAAAUUGUUGUAGACAUAAUUUGGUUCCGGUAUCAGCUUCCGUUAGGCUUAUACAUUGUUCGCACAGCAAAAAACCACUUGUUGGUGUUGAUUGCAGGUAAAUAUGGAGCCAUGGUCUAUGAUCCUGUAGACGGAACUUCAAGAAAGCUGUGUGAUUUUAGGUUUGGCUCGACUUCAUUGUUUUAUACACAGAAUAGCAUUCAACAGGGUGAGGUUCUUCAGUAUUUUGAAAAUAAUGAAAGGUUUGUUGAAUUAGCAAGGCUCACCAAUCAGAACUGA
This is a messenger RNA of Lotus japonicus, 1191 nucleotides long. RefSeq names its product F-box protein At5g07610-like. NCBI's taxonomy places the organism in Eukaryota, Viridiplantae, Streptophyta, Magnoliopsida, Fabales, Fabaceae. The transcript has a single exon. Gene Ontology annotation, molecular function: protein binding. Bases 1 to 1191 code for a protein of 396 amino acids. The record is from RefSeq and is a predicted model, not a curated record.